AUGUGGAAAUCUCGAGCAAACCAAAAACUCCGACUUUCCUGGUCCAACUACAGUCGUCGUCACUUGUCGCUUGUUUCGUACAAUAACAGAAACAUCGUGGUUGCUCUCAGUGACUUGGAGUCGCCGGUGACCUUCAAUAAUGUGUUCUUGAGAGACGCAUGCGAUUCCCCGGAAUCUGUGGACAUUUCCACGAGACAAAAACUGUUCACCACUGCUCAUAUUGGCCGCCAGUUGAGUAUUGUAGGCGAACCUAAAGUGGUUGAAGAUGAGGGAGAAAAGGCACUUGAAGUGGUGUGGAAACAUCACGAUGGAUCCACUCGUACAUCCAAGUACUUGGAGAGCUUCUUGAAGAAGAGCUCUACGUUGAACUCCCGCAUGAAAGGGAAAUUUUUCUUUGAUGAAAAGGAGCUCUGGACCCUAAAGGAGAUUGGGGCCUCCCUCGACUCGCUCCAUGUGGAUUACCAGCAAUAUCUUGCUCAAGAACCAGUAUUCAAACAAGUGGUGAAUAAUCUUAACCGGUUUGGAAUCUCGUUCAUUAAUAACAUUGAGGAUCCAUUGGAGAAUCCAGAAACUCAGGUGUUGACCGCAGAUAAUAGUCCCCAGUGGCCUGUUGCUAAGAUGGCGUGCAGAUUUGGUUAUGUGAAGCCAACUUUCUAUGGUCAGUUGUUCGAUGUCAAGAACGAGAAAAACGCCAAAAACAUCGCCAACACGAACGUGUUUUUACCAUUGCAUAUGGAUUUGUGCUACUAUGAGUCUCCUCCAGGACUCCAGCUUUUGCACUUUAUCCAAAAUUCCACUUUAGGUGGAGAGAACGUGUUCAGCGACUCGUUUGCUGCUGCCAAGUAUGUCUACAACACUGACAGAGAAGCAUAUGAGGCAUUGAAGCAAGUUCCACUCACGUUUCAUUACGACAACAAUGGUGAGUACUACUAUUACAUGCGACCAUUGAUUGUCGAAGACAACUACAUGAACAAGGUGGAUGGUGCACCACAUAUUAAAGAGGUGAACUACUCACCACCUUUCCAGGGUCCAUUGGAGCUCACUGUAAAUGAUGAAGACCCGCAAUUAUUCGAUGAUUUCAUGAGAGGAAUGGUGAUGUUCGAGGACUUUGUGAAUGAUCCAAAGAACCAAUACAUUCAGAAAACGCCAGAGAACAGCUGUGUGGUGUUCGAUAACAGAAGAGUGCUCCACUCCAGAUUAGAAUUUUCCGAUUCGAACGGGGGAGACAGAUGGUUGAUGGGAUGCUACGUGGAUGGAGACGCAUACCGGUCCAAACUACGGACACUCAACCGUGCCAAAAAGUAA
Molecule: messenger RNA, 1305 nt
Organism: Sungouiella intermedia
Lineage: Eukaryota; Fungi; Ascomycota; Pichiomycetes; Serinales; Metschnikowiaceae
Source: the annotation of a GenBank genome assembly